Molecule: messenger RNA, 1398 nt
Organism: Aspergillus saccharolyticus JOP 1030-1
Lineage: Eukaryota; Fungi; Ascomycota; Eurotiomycetes; Eurotiales; Aspergillaceae
Product: putative O-methyltransferase
Exons: 4
Coding region: 1-1266 (421 amino acids)
Molecular function (GO): O-methyltransferase activity
Source: RefSeq, a predicted model, not a curated record
AUGGAAAGGCCAGAGCUGCAGACCCUAUACUCCCUUCUUGACCAUGUCAAAGCCUGUAUCGCGUUAUACGAAGCGACGUACUCCGAUCGCGCACGACUGCAGGCGUAUGAAACGUCUGUGAAGCUGACCAGGGCUCUCGAAGACCCCAAAAAUGCAGUGUUCAAGCUUUUUCUCUCGCUCACUCGCCAGCCGACCCAAGCGAUGGCAGUCAAGAUUGCGCAUGACCUCGGUCUCUUUGCGAUUCUGGCAGCUUCAGACGUGGCGGUUUCGUGCAAAGAAUUGGCUGAUCGGAGCGGUGCCCAUCCACUGCUUGUCGAACGGAUCAUGCGGGUCCUCGUCGCAAUGGCCUUCGCCCAGGAGCAUAGUGGUCGGAAGUAUUGUGCGACCUUGCUCUCGAAGGAGAUGGUAGGCAAGAAAUCUGCCAUUGUCGACACGUUAUUCGUCGACAUUGCCCCAGCGAUUCUGAAAACGCCCAAGAUCCUCCGCGAAACGAACUACCAGAACCCCGAAACCCCCUGCGCCGGACCGAUCCAGCAUACGUACGGCACCCCGCUGGCGACCUUUGACUGGCUGGCUGAGAAUAAACCUAUCCAGCAACGCUUCCACGCCUAUGUGGAGGCCGUCAGAGCGGGUCAGCCCUAUUGGGUGGAUUGGUUCCCCGUGCAGGAGAGGAUUCUGCACGACUGCUGCUGUGGCCCCGAUGAUCCACUCAUCGUGGAUCUGGCGGCCGGCCGUGGAGGUGAUAUGUGGGCCUUCAAGCGGAAGUUCCCUGAUGCCACCGGGAGAGUCAUUAUCCAGGACCUUCCGGCGGUGUUCCAGGACGUCUACGGUCAGGACCUGGGGCUCGAGAGGAUCGAGCAUGAUAUUUUCGAUCCCCAGCCGAUAAUUGGCAAGUCGACGAAUUUUAUCUCCUGUGUGGCGAACAUGGGCCAAGAGCUAAUAUCGCACCAUGCAGGGGCGCGCGUCUACUACCUCCGAUGGAUUUUACAUGAGUUCUCGGACGACGGCUGCAGAAGGAUCCUCCAGGGCCUCACCCAGGUGAUGCGAAAGGGGCACUCGAAGAUCCUGAUCGAGGAGUUUAUUCUUCCGGAUGAGAAUGCAGGGUUGUUCCCGUCGAUGGUGGACAUGCUCCUGAUGGUCUUCGGUCCGGGAAUCGCGCGUACGGAGGGCCGGUGGCGCACGAUGCUGACCUCUGUGGGGCUCAGGGUCAACCUUGUGGCGCACGCGAACGGUGAAGGGCCGUCUAUCAUUGAGGCGGAAUUGUAGGUUGAGGUGCUGCUUGCGUUUGGCCCACCUGGGCUGAAGUCGGGUGCUACACAUGUGGACGCACUACUGCCGCUAAGCCCAUGCAUGGCUGGGAAACAUGCAUUGGAAGGACGAUGUUUCUAGGCAUCUAGC